UUGUGGUGGCGCGCGGUGAAGCUGCCGAUGUACGCCGUGGCGUGGAUACCGCUGUUGUGCGCGGCGGCGUUGACGUAUUGUCAGUUUGGAUUCGUGGAUUGGAGGCACGCGGGGACGCUCGCCGCGGGGGCGACGGCGACCGUCGCGUGGUUGAAUUUGUCAAACGACGCGUUCGAUUCGGAGACGAACGUCGACGCGAGGAAACCGGAAUCGAUCGUGCGAUUGAUGGAUGGAAAUGUGCGCGCGGUGCACGCGAUCGCGAUCGGGUGUCUCGUCGGCGGCGCCGCGGCGUUGUGGAGCGCGUGCGAGGCGAGCGGGAAUCCGACGUCGUGGCGCGCGCUCGUCGCGGCGGUGGCGCUCGGAUACGCGUACCAAGGACCGCCGUUCAGGUUAUCGUAUAAAGGAUUAGGCGAGCCGCUUUGUUUCACCGCGUUCGGGCCUUUGGCGACGGUCGCGUUUUACAUCGCCAUGGCGGGAAAAGCCGCCGGCGGCGCGGCGGUCACCGUCCCAGCCAUCGUGGCCAGCGUCGCCAUCUUGCUCGGAUGCACGACGGCGUUCAUUCUGUUCACCUCACACUUCCAUCAAGAGCAAGGCGAUCGCGCGGCGGGCAAGCUCAGUCCCGUCGUUCGCCUCGGUUUACCCGGAGCCCUCCUCGUCGCCGACAACCUCAUCGGCGCGCACUACGCCACCAUCGCCACCCUCGCCGCCGCCGGUUGGCUUCCCUACACCGCCGUCUUCGGCUUAAUCAUCACCUACCCCCUCGCUCGGCACAUCGUCGAUUUCGCUCAAGACCGCGCCGACGCCGGCGCGAUCGAAGACCUGUUCUACACCAAGUAUUUAGCCGUGCGCUAUCACGUCGUCCACGGCGUCCUGCUCGCCCUCGGC
Messenger RNA from Ostreococcus lucimarinus CCE9901, 885 nucleotides. RefSeq lists its product with no specific name. The record is from RefSeq and is a predicted model, not a curated record. Lineage: Eukaryota; Viridiplantae; Chlorophyta; Mamiellophyceae; Mamiellales; Bathycoccaceae. Gene Ontology annotation, molecular function: prenyltransferase activity. Gene Ontology annotation, cellular component: membrane. Gene Ontology annotation, biological process: phylloquinone biosynthetic process; menaquinone biosynthetic process. The transcript has a single exon. The annotation marks the transcript as partial.